ACAGACCUACCUCUGGCCCUGCGUGGGUGGUGCAGCCUAUCUUCAAUCACUAAGAACUGGUUCUUUCAAAGCAUGUAUUUUCUGAAGAAACUUUAGAACCACGUUUAUUUUAAAAGAACGAACUGGAGAAAACAAAUAGACUGAUGCUCACAGCUUCUUGGGUGCUUUCUCACGGGUAAAGCCAUGGCAUCGGUACCUUCCAUUGGUUGCCUUCUAGCCAGAAAUCAGUAUUAUCGAAAGUCCAGUGUUUCUUCAGUUAGUUCUUUAACUGGCUCUGAUUCUGUCAACUUCAUAGAUGAUGACAAACCACAGCAAGGGUUGCCUGAAGUGGCAGAAUCCACCUGGUGGUUUAAAUCCUUUUUCCAUUCUGAACCUGUGCUUUCAAAUAUGAGAAUAAAAGAUCUGUCUGCUACUGGGUCGCUGUCAGGAAGAUCAUAGCACCCUUUCCAGUUCAAUCACUCAAGAAUGGUGGAGAAGUCAUAAGCCAAACUGUGUCAUUGUUUGGCGGGGGAUGGACUGAGAAUCAGAGGAAAGGGUCUAAAUUUGUUUUGCUCAUACCUUCAGGAAAAGAAUAACCAUUGUCUAGUUGUUGUCUUAGAUAACCUUAGGAUAACACUGCUGAUUUUGAUUAGCUUCUGUGUGGUGCAAAUUACUAGACAGGUUGAAUUGGGAGUUUGUGUGCAGUUGUUUUCAGACAUUUUGAGCUAAAACACACUGACUAGCACAGUUGUUAUUUAAUAUAUUUAAACUACUUAUUUUGGAUUUUAGACAUUUGAAUACCUAGUAACUAAAUGGAAUAGAAAUAAUCUAUAAUAAAGGGAUUCAUAGAUGCCAAUGUUGAAAUAUAGUGAUUUUGAUGAAUUUUCCAUCUAAGACAAAUUUAGAAUCAUUAUUUAAAAUAUUUUAAAAAGCCAAUGCAAGGCGAAUUGUUGGAAAGAUAUUUUCUUGACACUCUUUAUCAAGUUUAUUCAUUUGAAUUAUCUGGAGAGUGUUUCAUUUAUUUAUCCCCUCCUCUCUGACUACUAUAAAGUCAACCCAGAUUACAGAUGAGCACUUUGUAGCUGAUCAUCUUUGCACUGCCAUUUGAUGAACAUGUUGGUAACGGUUGCCUGCCUUAUGUAGCAUGAACAGUUGAUUCUGACAAUCAAGAUCCUCUGCCUGCUGCAGUGGUCCAUACAUGAACGGCUUCCCUUCAGCGCCCCAGCUACUCCAGGACUCUUCUCCAUUGUAAGAAGACAAAAAUGUGUCUGAGAUCUCAUUUAUGAGACAAGAUAGCAGCAGCCACUGAUACAACAAAAGUUUAGGCAUUUUUCUCAACACAGACUAUCACUGCAAGUGGCACUUGCUACCUGGUGCAUCUUUGAAAAGUGUGCCUUUAGAAACAAGACACCCUUUUAAAGUAAUAUGUCUUCAAAUGUUGUGAUUUAGAUAAAGUAGCUCUUUCAUUACUUAUAUAAUUUUUAUUAAAAAAACUUAAGUUAGACUGUUUGUAUGUCUGUUGAGUGAUUUAUUUAUUAUGCCUUAAAACUGAUGUGUCAAUGUUUCACAUAAUGGUUUAAAGGGCAUUGAAUUCGGAAUUUUAGAAAAGAAUUCUAAGAAUUCAAUUUUUUUUAAAUAAUGAAGGUUGGAAAUAGCAUAUGUAUCAUUAAGUACAUUACCUGUUAAAUAGAUUACCAUAGAGCUAAUCAAUUGGUCAUUGUAUAGACUUUAAAAUUCAUGACUUUAAAUAAUAUUUAAUAACAUGGAAAAGUAUAUUAUGGCAUUAAAAAUUUGCAUAAUACACCAUAUAUGGUACAAUCAUAGUUGUAUUAAAAAGUCACAUAUGCAUAAAGAUAGACUGGAAGGAACUAUACCCAAAUGCUGACAGAGCUAUUUCUGGAGAUUGGAUUAUGGGCGUUUUUCAUUCUCUUUUUAAUACAUUUUUCCGUAUCUGCAAAUUUUUCUAAUAUGACAAGUAUUGUGUAUAAUUAGAAAAUAAUAAAUAUUAAUAUAAAAA
Nomascus leucogenys (northern white-cheeked gibbon) is the source of this 1996-nucleotide messenger RNA. RefSeq names its product pancreatic progenitor cell differentiation and proliferation factor like (gene PPDPFL). Gene Ontology annotation, biological process: multicellular organism development; cell differentiation. Bases 184 to 438 code for a protein of 84 amino acids. The record is from RefSeq and is a predicted model, not a curated record. The transcript has 5 exons. Lineage: Eukaryota; Metazoa; Chordata; Mammalia; Primates; Hylobatidae.